Pieris macdunnoughi is the source of this 1023-nucleotide messenger RNA. The record is from the annotation of a GenBank genome assembly. NCBI's taxonomy places the organism in Eukaryota, Metazoa, Arthropoda, Insecta, Lepidoptera, Pieridae.
AUGGAAGACGUGUAUACAAUAAAAGUGAAAACGAAACCAGAUCCAAGGAACUUGUAUCCAUCGGAACGUCGGUAUUCUGCGUCGACCGUGUCUGGCUUUGCUUGGGUUCACAUUGUUCUGGCGAUAACAUUACUAAUAUUAACAAGCUUAACAUUAAUCAUACCAAACGAAAAUUCAGAAUUUACUAACACAUCUAACUUCAAGAAUUCCACAAACAACGAUAAUUCAUAUCUGUUAGUGAUGGCGCCAAGUUUAGUGUCAAUAUUCGCGUUGACAGCUGGUUUGACUGCAAUUUUGUCUUCUGUGAAGUGGUACAUUGAUAAAAAUAUAGCAUUGUUUUUCAUAGCGUCUGUUGUUGCGUUUUUGUCGUGUUUAUUAGCCAUUUGUUUGAUUAUAACUUGGGGAUUAACUAAUAAUGGCGAGAGAGAAGUCUUUGUGUUAAAACACACCGAUAUACUCAAUAAAAAUGAAACCCACUUGGUAAUUAAUCGAAAUGUUACCGAGGAACAAACUAAAUUGUUUACAAAUAAUGUUUUGUUAGUGAAUAUUUUGAUUGCUACGAUAUUAGAGCUGAUCUUGUCGAUUUUAAGUAUAAAAAUCUCAUAUAAAGGUAUGAAAAACACGUAUAAUGUUGAGGAUAAACGCGGAGAUUGUGUCGAAGUCGUGACAAAGAUAAAAGGAACUCAGGGAGGAAAAUUUCACCCUAAACUUAAUAGGAUUUUUCUUGCCCAUAAUAAAAAUGGUUUUUAUUUGAAGAAUGAAAAAGCGAAAACUCCAGAGACAAGUUCCGAGUUGUAUAAAGAACGAAUGAUGGAUUUUUUGAAUGAGUCCUUUGAAGGGUCAUCAAACCCGGAACAAUCCAGCGAGCAAUCAGAAACAGCCGUAAAACCCGGGACCCCCAAUAAACGAAUAACACCACUAAGUUGGGGAGAUUCACCAGAUCAUAGUGUGUAUAACCAAAAUACAGUGAAUUUUGAAAGAGUUUUCAAGUUUCACAAUGAUAAGACUGAUAAUAAGGAGUGA